Messenger RNA from Penicillium paradoxum, 216 nucleotides. RefSeq lists its product as uncharacterized. Lineage: Eukaryota; Fungi; Ascomycota; Eurotiomycetes; Eurotiales; Aspergillaceae. The transcript has a single exon. The record is from RefSeq and is a predicted model, not a curated record. Bases 1 to 216 code for a protein of 71 amino acids.
AUGGCAAAAGCAAAUAUUGGAAGGAAGAUCACCUCUGCAAAAUCUACGACCGUGGUAGAUGGCCGAACAACCGCAGAACCAAAUGAUCGUACCCACCCCAAGACGUCCCCGGGCAUGAAUACCCGGAUGAAUGCAAUUGAAACGUUGUUCCAUGAGCUCACAUUGGACAACCAAAAGCUCAGAGAAGAGAAUAAGAAGCUCAAGACGAACACAUAG